AGUAGAAAAGCUCCAGAAACAUUUCACACGUAAGCGACAAGUAUAGAUCUUCUGAGUUUGCUGAUGAUGCCGUGUGUUAUAUUUGACUCAUCUCAGGAUUCACUCUGUAAGAACUACAUUUUCAAGUUUAAUUCAAAUGGUCAGCAAUAAUGGGAAAAUGUGUGGCUACUAAUUUGGCCUGAACACAGAGUUAACUCUGAGACUAUUCUGAGCGCCCCAAAACCCUGUCAGUCCUGUCAAAUGUGAAAAAAUAACUUAAUAAAUUAAUAGAAAUGGGGUAUAUUUUGUUAUUCCAACCAAAUAAUGAAGCUUUGUGAAGCCGUUCUUUAGCAAGACACCGAAUGCUGAUGUCAGCUGUAACAUCUGGAUGAUGGGAGUAUGGGUGCAUCACAUAUCUUUACUUCCUUCUUCUUGCAAUUUUUUCUUAAAAACACCAGAUGCUUAUGGGAGAACAGAAAGUUUGCGAAAUAAUUCUUUUAAGAAAACAUUGUCCUUUCUGGCCUGUAAUGUUUACACUGUAAACCAGUCAAGUUUAAAUGUUGUUAAAUAGUAGCUAUCCUCUUAAUAUAAAUCAUGUCCGAAGCUUUCUACCCCUUUAUAUUCAAGUUUUUUUAGUUAGUUUUCAUAUCUAAAUAACCUGCAAAGACAAAAUGCAUAAAAGAGACUUUCACCAGCUGGGCCCACGUCCUCAUCUUAGGUUUGACAGCGUUUUAGUAGAUAAAGGUGAAUGUUUUGGAUUUGAAUUGAGCUGCGGUUUGGGGAAGGCCUCGAAGGGGACUGGCUGCGGCUCCUGGGCCUGGCAGAUCCCCAUGUACUAAAUAGAAGUGAAAAAAUUAAAGAAUUGAACAGGUGAAGGAGGGUGGGGCACAUAAAUGAGAACGAGCAGCUUGUAGAACUGGGGGAACAUAUAGAUAAGAACCAGAAGGAGCGUGUUUGGAGGCGUGGUCCUGCUCCUGGAAUUCAGAUACUUUAUCUCCAAUAAAAUGUAAGAUCUUUUAGUUUCUGAAUUUAUGCUUGAAUGUGGUUAAAAUGCAAAACACUAACACUCGAGCCUGAAAGCAAGGACUGACAUCACAAUGUCUGCAUUCAUUUUCCUAUUUACCGAGUUUUAAAACAAAAUCUUAAGACCAGGACUGCAGCAUGGCAGAAAAAGGUUUUGUGAGAUAAAUGCUACAGAAAUAUUUACAGUUUUCCCUUCUGAAAAAGUCUUUUGUUCAUAAAUAAUUUUAACUAAAAAUAUUACCCUUUUGGUCCUUUAGGUUACAUUAAAUUUGGAUUACGUUAAAUAACUAAUUAACUAAACUUGUUCUUAACGAUUCUCCAACAAAUGCAUUGAUGAAAUAUGUCAUGUCAUGACUUCCAGCUUCUGUGGAACUCCUCAUACUUCCACAAUCUAAGAAUUGUGUGAUGAAAUGUGUCAUUUUGUAAAGUUCCUCUUUAAUCACUGUUAAAUUUAUUCGUAUGAAGAGAGGAGGAGGAAACAGAAACAGCUGAGGCGAAUAACUGGAGGAAUCAUUUCUACUUUUAACACCUUAACUAUUCUGCAUCUCCAGAUAUCUAGUUCUUCACGCUCUCUGGAGAAGAAGGUAGAUCACAGGGGAACAAAUCAUUUACUCACUGUUCUUCAAGCUUUUUGAAAAUGGUCAACUCUAGAAGUGUGUUACUGCUGGUCUGCACAGUCUUGGUGGUUGGGGCCAUCUGUGGAUCAGACGGUAAGAUUAAACUUCAGACUCCGUCUCGCCAAGAUGGAAAGAGACGACCGUGCUGCGUUGCAGUCACCAACCUCGAUAUGAGUGCUGAGGUGGUGGGGGAAACAUAUCGUCAGCAGGCCGCAACACCACCCUGUGUGAAGGCUAUAAUUUUCAACACAGAACAUGGACCGCUUUGUGCUGAUCCAAACGCUCAGUGGGUCAAAGAUCUCAUUGCGAGCAUGACGAGGGUAUGAAGUACAAAGUGUGAGGUGAAGCAUCGUUGCCUGUCGGCUCAUCAGUAUCUCCUCAUGAAUUUUAUUCGAACUUUUCUUUGAAAUGUUUUUAUUACUUUACUCUUUUAAUUCUGUUCUUGUUCUUAUAUGACUUUAAAGUGACGACUAAUAAUGGACGUGAAUCUAUGCUUAGACGAACCAACUGAUUUUCUUUUUUUUUUUAAGUUUAGUUACAUAUUUAGUUUCAAAUCUUCUUUUAUUCUUUAUUUUUUGCUUUUAUGAUUCCAUUUAUCUGUGUAUAUCAUGAUGUUUUGCAAAGCUGACUCUGACAAAUGAUAUCCAAAUAAACUUUGACCACCAGUCAUUCAAUAAAUCUAAUAUCUUAA
Messenger RNA from Oreochromis aureus, 2310 nucleotides. RefSeq names its product C-C motif chemokine 18-like. The transcript is spliced from 4 exons. The record is from RefSeq and is a predicted model, not a curated record. Gene Ontology annotation, cellular component: extracellular region. Gene Ontology annotation, molecular function: chemokine activity. Gene Ontology annotation, biological process: immune response. The coding region runs from base 1640 to 1945 and encodes 101 amino acids. NCBI's taxonomy places the organism in Eukaryota, Metazoa, Chordata, Actinopteri, Cichliformes, Cichlidae.